Messenger RNA from Scleropages formosus (Asian bonytongue), 512 nucleotides. Its product is annotated as interferon gamma 1-like. The record is from RefSeq and is a predicted model, not a curated record. Gene Ontology annotation, molecular function: type II interferon receptor binding. Bases 1 to 465 code for a protein of 154 amino acids. Gene Ontology annotation, biological process: immune response. NCBI's taxonomy places the organism in Eukaryota, Metazoa, Chordata, Actinopteri, Osteoglossiformes, Osteoglossidae. The transcript has 4 exons. Gene Ontology annotation, cellular component: extracellular region.
AUGAGGGAAGACAUCAAGAAGUUGAAAGACCACUUUGAAACAAAGGAAGGAGAUAAAGCGUUGUUUGGGAACCCAGUUUUUCUCAAGGACUUCGAGAACUUAGAAUCCAAGUAUGAGGAGGGUUCACAGAAGCUGCUAGUGAACGAAAUCCUUGACACAUACAUCGUCAUUUUGUCCACCUUGAGGAAUCAGACCAAAGACAAGGAUGUGCAGCUGAGCAUUGCAGCAGUCACUGGCAGGAUAGAAAACCUGAAGAGCCAUUUUUUGAAGAACAAUGACCUGAAGAAGAAACUUCAAAACCUCUGGGCCAUUAAGACGGGAGAUGCCAUUGUUCAGCGUAAGGCGCUGUUGGAGCUCAUGGCUGUGUUCCAGAAAGCAUCCAAGCUAAACAGCAGAAUCCAGGAGAGAAAGCAGAAUCGAAGAAAGAGGCGGCAAGUUCGAAGAACCAGGAUACACUCAGUUUAGAUCAGUUUAUUACCUAUAUGUAUUUAUUUUAUUUUAUUUUAUUAAAU